AUGACCGUGAAACGAAUCUAUAUUUGUCGACACGGGUACCGGAUGAACUGGUUACCUGAGCCGCACCCUCCCAACCCCACCGGUAUCGACCUGGAUCCUCCCUUGGCCCCUCACGGCGUCGAACAAGCGGAAGAGCUUGCUCGCCAUCUUGAACAGCUCCCCGCCGACCAACGGCCUCAAUUCAUCCUUUCGUCGCCGUUUUACCGGUGUGUGGAAACAGCCCAACCUAUCACCAAAGCCUUGGGCUCUAAGGUCGCCUUGGAACGUGGUGUAGGUGAAUACUACCGUGUGGGGCGUAACGUGAUUCCUGAGCCGGCAAACUACGACCGUCUUGAAGGAUUCUUCCCCGACGUAUUGGUUAAAGAGAAUGAAUGGCCUAGAGACACUGCUGUGGGCGUGAUCCCCUCGCUUGAAGGGGAACUGCCCGAAGCCAUUUUCGACAGAUGCCAACGGUUUUGGAGAUUAUUCUUCCCCGUGUUUGAAGCGAAACACCCGGAGGUGGAAAAUGUCCUUAUCGUCACUCACGCUGCCACCGCCAUUGCUUUAGGGAUGUCGCUCAUUGGUAAGUCGUCAGUGUUAGAAAGCAUUGAUGACACCCCUAACAACUUUAUCAGAGCGGGGGCAUGUUCGAUGUCGACUUACGUUAAGGAAGGCGACCACUGGAAGCUUACCGUAAACGGAGACACGCUGUUUUUGCGUGAAGGUGAAGAGAUGAACUGGAACUUCCAUCUGGGCUUCGAAGCAGGGCUGGACGAAGACAUUAAACUGCGCAAAAAGCAGGAGGAAGAGACCGAGGUACUCGAGGUUCCCAAUUUCGGACGACGGUUCCAUGAAGAAGCUGACGAUGACCAAGGGUUAGGGAAAAGUCACUUGAUUAAGCCUCUGAGUUACUUUCAAAUCACUGAGCUUAAUCAUGCCACUCCGCUUUUUAAGAUUCUGAAUAACUAUACUAAACCAGUGGGGAAGUCACUAGACCUGUCCAAGGGAGUCGACGUGGCUCUGAAGAUUAUUGAUGGCAAAAUAUACUCUACCGAAUGGACUGAACUUGUGGGCACUGAUAUGAUCUUUGAUGACGAGGGGGAAUUGUUGGCGAUAUCACGCGACCAUCUUCAGGUAGACGAACAGAUAUCCCUUGAGGUGGUUAAGGAACGUCCCGAGGCUGAAAACGACGAACGGCCUACACGAGGAGUACUUGAAGAACAACCUCGCUCGCUGUUUUUGCGUAAAGCUAUUAAGCAACUGAAACUGUCUAAGCAUCGAGCAGCCUCGGCUCGGGCCACUUUGAGCCCCGCCGUUGAUAGCCAGCGAAGUGGAUCCGAGCCGGUAGAGGAGAAUGGCAAUGGCGCCGGUGAUGACGGCAAAGAAAAUGCUGAUGAAACUAACAAUGCUGCCGCUGAGGCGACUAAUAACAAUGCCGCUGACGAGACUAAUAACAAUGCUGGUGAUGGUGAAAACAACGAUGCUAUGGACGUCGAUGGGUAA
This is a messenger RNA of Diutina rugosa, 1482 nucleotides long. RefSeq names its product transcription factor TFIIIC subunit. Lineage: Eukaryota; Fungi; Ascomycota; Pichiomycetes; Serinales; Debaryomycetaceae. The record is from RefSeq and is a predicted model, not a curated record. The transcript has 2 exons. The coding region runs from base 1 to 1482 and encodes 493 amino acids.